UCGGGAUUGUCACAGCCUCUGUAUAAUAGGUACAAGGUACCGACUGGACGGAUAUACCGGUACAACUACACGCCUAUCGGUGGCGUGCUCGAUCUCGACCACAUGUUCCUCCUCCUCCUCCUCCUCCUCUCUUCCUCUCUCCCUCUUCCCUCGAUUCCCCGUUUCCCCGAUUCCCCCGAGAUCUUACUCAGCCGAGUAGCGAGUGCGGUAGGUACGGUUCCUACUCGCUCGAUGCUCGAUUGCGCGGACAAGAUUUCUUCGGUACUUUGCUUCUUUACUCGCACGACGAGUAUGAUAGGUACGUUUCUCUCCUCGGCGGGGACGAAGGGGUCUAGAUCGUCGGUACUUCGCCUUCGGUGCUGAGUGAUAGGUACAUGUCUUCCUCUCCCUCUCUCUUCCCACUAGCGUUUCCGCAGGUUCGGUGGUCGGUGGCGUACACACGCUUGUCUCUGUAUGUCUCUGUAUGUCUCUGUAUGUCUCUGUAUGUCUCUGUAUGUCUCUGUAUGUCUC
Molecule: messenger RNA, 510 nt
Organism: Tricharina praecox
Lineage: Eukaryota; Fungi; Ascomycota; Pezizomycetes; Pezizales; Pyronemataceae
Exons: 1
Coding region: 103-363 (86 amino acids)
Source: RefSeq, a predicted model, not a curated record